Vigna radiata var. radiata (mung bean) is the source of this 1617-nucleotide messenger RNA. Its product is annotated as 50S ribosomal protein L18. NCBI's taxonomy places the organism in Eukaryota, Viridiplantae, Streptophyta, Magnoliopsida, Fabales, Fabaceae. The record is from RefSeq and is a predicted model, not a curated record. Gene Ontology annotation, molecular function: structural constituent of ribosome; 5S rRNA binding. Gene Ontology annotation, cellular component: ribosome. The transcript is spliced from 6 exons. Gene Ontology annotation, biological process: translation. Bases 852 to 1238 code for a protein of 128 amino acids.
UGAAACCCUAAAAUCAAUUUUGCUACGGUACACUUUCCCCUUUGUUCUCCUCCUUCUAUUUCUUUCUUCUCCAUUUCUCAAACUGAGUGAAAUUUGUGAUUACUGUCUCAAACCUUAGGAAAACUGAGUUGCAUUGGUGAAAGCCUUAAUAGGUCUCAAAUUCAGUCCUUCAAAAUCAAGUUCGUGCUGAAACACGAAUCUUAAACUGGAAAUUUGAAAAGCUCAACCCCGCUGCUGAGGAGGUCGAGCACGUGGUGGUCCUAAAGCCUUUUCUUUUUCUGUUUUAGGUGUCGGUUGUCAUUCAAUCGAUCCCAGAAGAGAGCAAGAGUAGUAACAUAAGAAAAACUCAGAUCUAGCUAUGGUUCGCGACAAUUCAAAAAGGUUCAAAUAUGAGAAAAGAUGAUGAAGUAUUUGAUUUGAUGUUCUAAAAACCAUGUCUAAUUUGACUUCUGCAUCCGGUGAAGCUAGUGCACCUUCAGGCAACAGAACCGAAAUUGGUUCUGAUUACUUGCAGCAAUACUUGCUAGCCCACCAACUGAAAUGCAGGCCCCACCAAAGAAAAAGAGAAACCUUCCAGGCAAUCCAGAUCAAUGCUGAAGUCUUUAUCGUUCUGUACUGCAUUUGAACUCCAUGCUGGAGCUGAUAAUGAAGUUGAAGGAAGCUCAAUACAACAACGUUUAGUUUGAACUGCAUUUGUCAGAAGCUUAGACAUACCACAAAUACCUACCAACAACCAACAAGAGAUCAUUAAUGAGCCGUCGCAUUGGAGAAAACCUGUCGGUAAAGCGGUGUCUUGCACUUGGUAGGAAUUUGUUAGGGUAUAGUGACUCACCUUUCCAAGACAACUGAAAAUGCCGGUUAUGAAGCGAUAUGUUCUGAGAUUGUUCAUAUCAUUGAAGUAUAUCACUGCAAACGUGGUAGACAGAAGCAAUGGUCGAAUUGUAGCAACAUCAUCCACAGCAGAACACACCAUUAAAGAGUCACUUGAGUGUGGCAGGUCCUGCAAUGCUAAAGCAGCUACUGUUGUUGGAGAAGUAUUGGCCAGGCGGCUCAAAGUUGAGGGCCUCAAUGAAGGAGAAGGAAGAGGGAUUCAUGCAAACAUCGGUAAAGAAGUAGGGAAGAAGGGAUUUAAGAACCAAACCAAGGUUUGGGCUGUUAUGAAUGCUCUCAAGAACAAUGGAGUCAAACUCAUCCUCGAUGAUGAAAACGAUGAUAAAAAUUCUUGGCCUGGUUCAUAAUUAAAAUAUCAUGGUACAAUCUGCUGAAAUAUGUAAUUGGAUUAUCAUUUCUUGCAUUUGACAUCUAUUUGGUAACUAUUUCUUCCUCCAUAGUUUCUUCCUGCAUCUCCAUAAGGAAUGAGAAAUUCAAAUAUGCAUUUCAGAUUAAAUAAUUCAAAAUACAUUUAUUAUUUGUAUUCCACAAUGCAUAAUCUGAAAUACAAAAUUUAUAUUAUGAAAUGCAUAAACAUGGAAUAUAAAUUUGUAUUAUAGAUUGAAGGUUCCGGAUUACAAAUUUUUUAUUCCAGCAGAAUGUAUUUUGUCUUUUGUAUUCUGAAAUGUAUAACCAAGAAUAUAAAAUUUAUAUUUCUGAUUGUACAAUAUAUUUUUUAUUUUGGAU